CCGACAUUUACGACCCCGGCGGGGUCCGCGAAGGCCUCCCGCCUCGCGCGCUCAUUAAGCUCAUUGGACUCACCUGGCGGCGUUGCGCCUCGAGCUCGGAGGGUGCAGCAGCAGCAGCAGGAGCGCGCGGCGGCAUGCAGAAAGGCCUGAAGAGGUACUUCGUGAACAUGGACGAGUACCUGUCCAGUCUGGGACUCUACCGGAAGAUGGUGGCGCGAGACGCGUCCAGUUUGUUCCGGGCCGUGUCCGAGCAGCUGUAUUUCUCGCAGAACUACCAUCAGAAGAUCCGACUGGACUGUGCCAACUUCAUGAGGGCCAACAGGAGCAGCUUUGAACCGUUUGUUGAAGGCUCCUUUGAAAAGUACCUGGAGCGCCUAGAGGACCCAAAGGAAACGGUGGGGCAGGUGGAGAUCAAGGCCCUCUCCCACCUGUACAGGCGCUGUUUUGUAAUCUACCGUUACCCCGGGAAACCGGCCACAAUCAUCUCAGAGGACAACUACAUGGAAAAGGUGAUGCUGUGCUGCUCCAUCAAUGGUCACUACGACAUAGUUUACCCGAGAAGUUACCCCGCCUCAGCUGCACUCUGCCAGUCUCUGUUGUAUGAGCUGCUGUACACGCAGGUGUUUGGCUUGGAAGAGGCGGAGCUUUUUCAGGCCAUGGAGGCUUUCAAGGUAGGAAGUCGUCGCUAUAGAAACAGCCCUUCUGUGUGCAGCGACGCCGACCCCAGCUAUGACACACCUGAUGACCGUGGACACAGGGAGGAGGCUGGCGGAGCAGGUGAGGAGAAGCCGUGCUCCGAGGAGGUGAUGAAGCCUCCUGGAGAAGCCCCGCCCUCCUACAGACUCUCGCUGCCCUACAAAGUCAUGAAGGCUCUCGAUGGCGACGUCUACAGGAAUCUGGAAUUUGACGUGUGGCAGGACACCUGUAAAGAGAUGCAGAAGACGGACUACAUGGUGUUUGCCGGGAGGCAGUACUUCCUGGGAGACAAGUGUCAGGUGCGUUUGGAGCCAAAGGGGAAGUUCUACAACGCCUUUAUCCAGGAGGUGGGAACGCACGCCGCGGCCGUCACGGUCUUCAUCGAGGAGCUGGGAGAGAAACACUUGGUUCCCCUGACUGAUCUGAAACCAGUCAAUCCAGUUCCUGCCUGGAAUGUGGCUGCCCCCUCCAGGAAAGACCUUGAUCUAGACUCCCGUGGUCAACGCCACCACCGCCACCGCUACUUCAGAAAGUCCCGGGGAAACAACGUGGUGAAGGGGGCGGAGUUGUUCAUGCCACCCCCCUCCUCUUAUGGGGGCCCUGCUUCUUCUGUGUUGCCCCCCCGCUUUCAGCCUGUAGGGCAAGCACGCCCACCCCCACCACUGUCACCUGGAGCCUUGACCUACAACCCAUAUGCCCCCCAACAUCAUCCUGCCCCCACCGUCAGACCACCGAGAUAUGGAUCUUCAAGAAGCUCCUCUCGAUUCCUGAACCGUCACCUGAUGGGUCCACAGCUGACCUAUUACCAAACGGGCCGGCGGUUCUACCACGACUACGAGAACUACCCCUUCAGGUCCAGGCGCAGCCGGCGCCAGCUGGCGGCGGUUCUGAACAAGGAUGGUCAAUUUGGGUUUUCAGCAGAGGCGGUGGAGGAGCAUGCGGACCUGGAAACGGCCAUGGCGUACUACCAGCUGGACGACGCGGAGGCCGUCCUGCCCCCGCUGGCGGGCGCCGCUGUGGUUCCUCCUUCCAGCAUAGCCCCCCCCUCUGGUUCCUACAGACUUCAGAGGACGGCAGGGAUCCCCCCACCUGCACCUGCACCAGGAAACACCCCCGUCUGCUCCUCGGAGGACGACCAGGAGGACACCAGCACAAUGGAGGACCAGGACCAGAGCUAUCAGACAUCAGGUGUUUACAGCACUGGAGACCCCGCCCCCACACAGGACGAGCAGGAAAGGGGCGGAGCCGACUCUCCAACCAGACUGGACCUGAACUUCAGCUACAAUCCGCAGGCGAUGAAGCCGUUGGCCAUUUGCUCCUCCCCCUCAUCUUCUUCUUCUCCCCCCUCCUCCCCCUCCUCACGGGUGCCUGCAACCGGUCACUUCCCCCCCACCUCACAUGUGCAGACGCGCUCAGUUGCCAUGGCGAUGCCCACGUCUCCCUGGUUGGUCAAUGACUUGGGGGAGCCCGUGUGUGCUGUGGUAGCUCCGCCCCCAUACUCUUACGACCCUAGCGGCAGCGAUCUACCCCGAGACUGCAGGGUUCUCCAGUACUACUUCAACCUGGGCGUCCAGUGGUAUCAUCAGAGCUGCUGGCAGCAGCAGCUGUACCCCCCCACGGUGCCAGACAGCCCCUACAUCUACCAGCAUUGUGGCUCCUACUUGAGUCAGGAGCCCCCCUUGCACGCAUCUCCCGUAUCAUUCGCUGAGAGCAGCCGCGGCCCCCAACACCCCCACCCCUACAGCGAGCCCCCAAGGUUGGCGGACGGACAGCUGGACGGACAUGGCAGUGGGCCCGCCCCCUCCAUGGAAGUCCCCGCCUCCUCCGUCAGCCCCACACCUCCAGGCUCCGGGGCGUCUUCUGCUCUCCUCUAUCCAGAUUCAAUGCCCCCCCCUUCCACCUCCCUGUUGCACCUGUCCUAUGAGCCCCCCCCUCCAGCAGCCUACCUUACAGCUGCCCCCCAUCUACCCCAUGCUGCACAUUCCCACCCCCCACACCUGACCAAUCACUCUUCCUACCACCCCUGCCUGCCCCCCUCUAGCCACUGGGGUGCCUUUCCCCCCACAAACCACGCCCCACGGGUGUACUGUUCUGUCUCUAACCCCGCCCACAUGGUUGGUUACAUUACUGCCCCCCCCUCUCACUACAUGCCCGCCUCCAUGUGAGCCCGUGUGACUGAGCCUAACUGGGGGGGGGGGCUGGGUUUACCUGCU
Messenger RNA from Oryzias latipes (Japanese medaka), 2909 nucleotides. RefSeq names its product ALG13 UDP-N-acetylglucosaminyltransferase subunit (gene alg13). Gene Ontology annotation, biological process: protein deubiquitination. The record is from RefSeq and is a predicted model, not a curated record. Lineage: Eukaryota; Metazoa; Chordata; Actinopteri; Beloniformes; Adrianichthyidae. Gene Ontology annotation, molecular function: K63-linked deubiquitinase activity; cysteine-type deubiquitinase activity.